CACUCCUUGCCAUCCAUGUGGCACCGUAGUGUUGUUGUUAUUAAUCAGCAAAGCAACAAAAGUAGAAUUUGGAAAGAUGUCCGAGCUAAAUAUGGAGCUAAAGAAACUCAGGGAACUGGAACUAAAGACGAAAUGUCUUGCAACCAGAAUACAAACUACCAAAAAUUGCAAUGGUGAGCUGGACGUCGAUCUGCUUCAGCUUCAAAUUGAGAACAAGAAGCUUAAGAACCGUUUGUUUAUUCUGAAGAAGUCCAUAGCUGAAGAAUCAACUGCCGGCGGCGUGCAGCCCAAGGAAAGUUCUUCAAUCACUGAGCAUUUGGAAAGCCUGUUUGCCCAAGCGAUUGCAUCAGCUUUUCCGGAAUAUCGAGAUACGCCCGUCGUAAUUGCACCGGUUAACAGUUCGUCUGCCAAAUUCGGCGACUAUCAGUGCAACAAUGCAAUGGGAUUGUCGAAGAAAUUUAAAGAAUCCGGCAUUAGCAAGGCGCCGCGUGAAAUUGCAACCGAGCUGAAAGGACACUGCCCACCAUCGCCAAUUAUAGAAAAGCUAGAGGUAGCUGGGGCUGGUUUUGUGAACGUUUUUCUGAGCAAAGACUUUGCAGCUCUAGCGUUGAGCAAUUUAUUGCGCGACGGUGUUAAGCCCCCACAAGUGCCGAAAAAACGUGUCUUGGUUGAUUUUUCCUCGCCCAACAUUGCCAAACAAAUGCAUGUGGGUCACUUACGAUCGACCAUUAUUGGCGAAUCGGUGUGUCGCUUGCUAGAGUUCCUCCAGCACGACGUGAUCCGUAUCAACCAUCUUGGGGAUUGGGGAACACAGUUUGGCAUGCUGAUUGCUCAUUUAGAAGAUCGUUUUCCCAAUUAUCUGAACGAAAGCCCGCCUAUUAGCGAUUUGCAAUUGUUCUACAAGGAAUCAAAGAAGCGAUUCGAUGAGGACGAAGAGUUCAAAAAGCGAGCCUACAGUCGCGUGGUUUCGUUGCAAAAGGGCGUGCCAAACUCGAUUAAAGCCUGGGAACUCAUUUGCAAUGUUUCACGCAAGGAAUUCCAGACUAUCUACGAGAGAUUGGACAUUAGCAUUCAGGAGCGUGGUGAAUCGUUCUACCAAUCCCGCAUGCUGUCUGUGGUUGAAUACCUGCGAGGCAAGGGUUUGCUGGAAAAGGAUGAAGGUCGUGAGAUCAUGUGGCCAGACGACACAAAAACCGGCAUUCCCUUGACCAUCGUGAAAUCGGAUGGCGGCUUUACCUAUGACACCUCCGACAUGGCGGCCAUCCGUCACCGCGUCGAGGAGGAACUCUGCGAUUGGAUGAUCUAUGUGGUUGACUCUGGACAAAGUACUCAUUUUCAGACAAUCUUCAAAGCUGCCGAACGCUCUGCCAUAUUGAAUCCACGCACCCAUCGUGUGGAUCAUGUCCAGUUUGGCGUUGUCCUGGGCGAAGAUGGAAAGAAAUUCAAAACUCGAUCGGGUGAUACUGUUAAGCUUGCCGAUUUGCUGGACGAAGGAAUGAAACGCUCAUUGCAGCAAUUGGAAAGCCGAGGACGCGACAAAGUACUCACACCUCAAGAGUUGACCGACGCUCAGGAGUCCUUGGCUUAUGGAUGCAUAAAGUAUUCCGAUCUGUGUCACAACCGAAUUAGCGACUACAUAUUUUCGUUUGACAAGAUGCUUGAGGAUCGUGGCAAUACCGCUGUUUACUUACUUUAUACGUACACACGCAUUUGUUCUAUUGCGCGAAACUCCGGCGAAGACUUUUCCAAUUUGGCUGAAAUACUCAAGAAGGUCAAGAUCGAACUGGCCCACGAAAAGGAGUGGAAACUAGCAAAGACUCUUCUGAAACUACACGACAUACUGAUUAAGUGCACAAAGGAACUUUUUCUGCAUUUCUUGUGUGAAUUCUGCUAUGAGGUGUGCACGGUUUUUACUGAGUUCUAUGACUCUUGUUAUUGCAUUGAAAAGAACAAACUUGGCGAAAUUAUUGAGGUGAACCACAGCCGUAUUCUACUUUGCGAAGCAACUGCAGCUGUGCUACGUCAAUGCUUUUAUAUACUGGGCCUGAAACCAGUUUCAAAAAUGUAAACUUUCGAUUUCUGACAUAAAAUGGACACGAAUAAAAAUUUGAAUUUUUGAAGCAAAA
This is a messenger RNA of Drosophila elegans, 2126 nucleotides long. RefSeq names its product probable arginine--tRNA ligase, cytoplasmic (gene ArgRS). Gene Ontology annotation, molecular function: arginine-tRNA ligase activity; ATP binding. Gene Ontology annotation, biological process: arginyl-tRNA aminoacylation. The transcript is spliced from 5 exons. NCBI's taxonomy places the organism in Eukaryota, Metazoa, Arthropoda, Insecta, Diptera, Drosophilidae. Gene Ontology annotation, cellular component: cytoplasm. The record is from RefSeq and is a predicted model, not a curated record. The coding region runs from base 77 to 2068 and encodes 663 amino acids.